Diachasmimorpha longicaudata is the source of this 1090-nucleotide messenger RNA. RefSeq lists its product as uncharacterized. NCBI's taxonomy places the organism in Eukaryota, Metazoa, Arthropoda, Insecta, Hymenoptera, Braconidae. The record is from RefSeq and is a predicted model, not a curated record. Gene Ontology annotation, biological process: germ-line stem cell division. The coding region runs from base 361 to 855 and encodes 164 amino acids. The transcript has 5 exons.
UAUAUGUAAUAGGCGACCGGUGACUUCUUAUUGCAAAAGCAAUAAAUUCUGUCAUGUGUACUAGGUUUGUACCUAUUUGUACUGAGCUUAAAAUAUUUUGUCAAUAACCCAUCUACUUCUAAAUAAUUAAUUAAAAACCCAAUAUGAGUCUGGCCGAGAGAUCAGUGAAGUCAAACUAUCGAACAACAUCAAUUUCUCCUGAUCUGUCGGCCAGACUCAUAUUGGUUUUCUCAAUAAUUAUUUCAAAAUAAAUGACUAAUUAAUAAACACAGGUUAAUUAGUAAAAACAGGCUCUUACUAGACUGAUAGAAUACAAAUACAGUUGAAUUCCACGAGAAAAAGUAUCCAUUGAUUGAUGGUAUGGGUCCACCCAUGCUAAAAAGGCGAGCUAAUCUGCCAAAAAUACUUUGGUAUCAAGAUGACGUCAAAGUAGUGCUAAGAAUCAUGUUAGUUGAUGUCAAAAAAUACUUCGUUGAUGUUGACUUCGAUCACGUUCGAUUCAGUACUAUACAUGACGACAAAGUGUAUUACCUGAGUUUGUAUUUCUUUGGAACGGUUGUACCUGAAAAAACUGUGAAUGAAAAUACGGGGAGAGAAAUAAGAAUUCAGUUUGUUAAAGCACAUAAAUUUUACAAUUGGUUGCGACUCGAGGAUACGACAGAAAGAACCCGUCAAAUUAUUCCGGAUCCUGAUAAAAUUGUGGAGGAAUCGUUCGAUCGCAUUUCGAGAGUUCGAGGUUGGGAGGAUUUCGAGACUUAUAAGACUAUGAACAAACUGAACAUCUACCCAGACGUGCCGUCAUCAGACUCAGAUGAAUCUGAUGAUGAUAGAUAUUUCUUAGCAGCUGAUUGUUGAGAAAAGUCUCCGAGAAACCGUUUAUGGCAUUUGAAAAAAUCAUUGCUAGUCGACAAUUUUGAUGAUUCAAAUUCCAACAUCUCCAAGAAAGGAACAUCUCACCCAGGGAGGGAGCUAUCAGCAAUGGAAAUCUGCAACACUUGGGCCUUAAAAUGUUCAAACUCUCAGAAAUGAUUCCAUAAAUGAUGUAUUUUUUUAUUAUGAAUUUCCAUAAAAGAAGUUAUAUACUUGAAAA